Molecule: messenger RNA, 678 nt
Organism: Arvicola amphibius (Eurasian water vole)
Lineage: Eukaryota; Metazoa; Chordata; Mammalia; Rodentia; Cricetidae
Product: GTPase KRas-like
Exons: 2
Coding region: 97-678 (193 amino acids)
Biological process (GO): Ras protein signal transduction
Cellular component (GO): plasma membrane
Molecular function (GO): GTP binding; GDP binding; GTPase activity
Source: RefSeq, a predicted model, not a curated record
ACCCGGAGCGAGCGAGGUGCGGGCCUGAAGGCGGCGGCGGCGGCGGGAGCCUGAGGCGCGGAGGCUCCGCGGCGCGGAGAGAGAGGCCUACUGAAAAUGACUGAGUAUAAACUCGUGGUAGUUGGAGCUGGUGGCGUAGGCAAGAGUGCCUUGACGAUACAGCUAAUUCAGAAUCACUUUGUGGACGAGUAUGACCCUACCAUAGAGGAUUCCUACAGGAAACAAGUAAUAAUUGAUGGAGAAACCUGUCUCUUAGAUAUUCUCGACACAGCAGGUCAAGAGGAGUACAGUGCAAUGAGGGACCAGUACAUGAGGACUGGGGAGGGCUUUCUUUGUGUAUUUGCCAUAAAUAAUACUAAAUCAUUUGAAGAUAUUCACCAUUAUAGAGAACAAAUUAAAAGAAGACUGGGUGUUGAUGAUGCCUUCUACACAUUAGUCCGAGAAAUUCGAAGACAUAAAGAAAAGAUGAGCAAAGAUGGUAAAAAGAAGAAAAAGAAGUCAAAGACAGUGUAUAAUUAUGUGUCAUACCUGGGCAGGGUUAUUGGUUUCUUCCCUCCCUUGGAAGCUUAUAUGAUACCUUCUGGUGGCAUGAAAACUGGUCCUCAUGGAGGAGGCUUUCAAAUCAACUCCAGCACAGGGGCCUCUAGGCUCCACGUCUCAAGCACAUUGUGUCUUUAG